ACAACUGGGAUAAAUGACCCGAGAUGAAGAAACCACUGGCAUCCAGGAACUUGUCUUAGACCAUUUUGUAGGGGAAAUGACCUGCAGGGACUUUCAUCAGGGACCACAUCCAGCUUUUCUUCCCUCCCAAGAGACCAGCAAGGCUCACUAUAAAUAGCAGCCACCUCUCCCUGGCAGACAGGGACCCGCAGCUCAGCUACAGCACAGAUCAGCACCAUGAAGCUUCUCACGGGCCUGGUUUUCUGCUCCUUGGUCCUGGGUGUCAGCAGCCGAAGCUUCUUUUCGUUCCUUGGCGAGGCUUUUGAUGGGGCUCGGGACAUGUGGAGAGCCUACUCUGACAUGAGAGAAGCCAAUUACAUCGGCUCAGACAAAUACUUCCAUGCUCGGGGGAACUAUGAUGCUGCCAAAAGGGGACCUGGGGGUGCCUGGGCCGCAGAAGUGAUCAGCAAUGCCAGAGAGAAUAUCCAGAGACUCACAGGCCAUGGUGCGGAGGACUCACUGGCCGAUCAGGCUGCCAAUAAAUGGGGCAGGAGUGGCAGAGACCCCAAUCACUUCCGACCUGCUGGCCUGCCUGAGAAAUACUGAGCUUCCUCUUCUCUCUGCUCUCAGGAGACCUGGCUGUGAGGCCCUCGGGGCAGGGAUACAAAGUUAGUGAGGUCUAUGUCCAGAGAAGCUGAGAUAUGGCAUAUAAUAGGCAUCUAAUAAAUGCUUAAGAGAUGGAA
Pan troglodytes (chimpanzee) is the source of this 722-nucleotide messenger RNA. RefSeq names its product serum amyloid A2 (gene SAA2). Gene Ontology annotation, cellular component: extracellular region. The transcript has 4 exons. Bases 217 to 585 code for a protein of 122 amino acids. The record is from RefSeq and is a predicted model, not a curated record. Lineage: Eukaryota; Metazoa; Chordata; Mammalia; Primates; Hominidae.